GGUGAAUGCGUUGCACAGUUGCCAGCAACUCCUGGCAGUGCCGAGACGACAUCAUUUCCGUUCCGGUGCCAACUAGCUGCGUUCGGAGCUUAUCUACCAGACGAGACCAAAAGUAUAAAAAUGGUCCUAGCGCCAAACGAUAAAAUGCUGGGCUGCUCGCAGGUAUCGGACAAGAAAUUCUCAAAUUUUGAGAACACUGCAGUGAUUGUUCGUCGUGGCGAGUGCUCAUUUCAGGAGAAAAUAGUGAACGUGGCGGUUAAGGAUGCGGCUUUGAUGAUACUUGUGAACUCAGAGGAUACCCUGAUUCCCCUUAGUAGUCUCGAAUAUGAACAUGUUACAACUGCUGCGGUGUCGGUAACACUAAGCGAUGGAGAAAAACUGAUUGAAAUGGUGAAGCGACGUGAUGAAUUGACUGGGAUUGAACUGAAGAUAGAGACUAUAAGUUUGGCUAACCAAGCGCGUACGAGGCUCCAGUUUUUGGUGGAUAUCAAUGCACCUGUGGCUGUCUACGAGGAAUUCAAGUAUGUUAUGGAGCAACUUGAGCCAAUGGUGGGGACGCUGGAUGGAUUGCUGUCCAUGAUAUGGACAGAGGAGUAUGAAAGAGUUGGUACCGUUCACAGCGACGCUGAAGCGAAGGAGUUAAUGGAGUUCUUGCCAUUCUGCGUGAAGCAGCUUUCUAAGUGGAGCUUUGCUAGUGAGGCAGCUCUCCAUGCUUCUGUAGCUGCUGCAGUUCUGCAAAUACAGUUGUGGAAUAAUGAAUCACAGACUGACAGUCGUAAGGAGCGCUUACUUGUGCGAACAGCAGCUCGAAAACUAAUGGAAUCGGGAUACUAUUCACAUAGUUUUUCUCUACUCCAAAAAAUACCAGCAUCUUCAGAUAAUCGUUCCGACACAUCGAUACAGUGUAUGCUGUCAUUUCUGAAAUUUCUACAAGGAGAUGUGAUAACAAGCCUGUCUGAAACUUCAGCAUGUCAGACUUUGAAAUUUGAUGCCGGUACUCCAAGUCUGAAAGUGGCGGAAGGAGCGUUCAACCGAUUGACUAAAUUGGAGAGAUCGAGUCACGAUGAAGAAUGUUUGGGACUUGCAGCGGGACUAGUUAAUGACACGAAUUUGGCGUUGGCGUGCUGCUACCCCAAUGAACGCACAGGGACUCUGUCUCGAGAGUUCAGUAGUGAAUUUACGAAGGAAUUUUUUCACUCGCUCGUUAUGAUGGGCGUUUUCUUGGACGAGCUGGGUCCGUUUGAAGAAUCUCUGCGUUUCUUUGGUUAUGCUGCGCGAAUGUGCCCGGGUGAUUCAACUACGCUUGAGCUUCGUCAGCUCCUAGCUGUGCCAGUUGUUUUCUCUUCCCAGAACGAAUUGGACUUAUUCAUCGCUGAACUGAAGAGUAAACUGAACAUUUUCACUGAAACACUUGCGAUAAAACACGAAUUGGAAGAACGGGUUGUCUCGCCACUAGAAAUCGCUGACGAAUCCAACGAAGCAGCUUUAAGUAUAACAGGUCCGGUUCUUCGGCCCGAAGAAGCGGCAUAUCUUCAGUAUACCAUCACGCCUCCCACCAUGUUUAUCGGCUACCAGGGUGUCGAUGUUCUUCCUAUUCAAGAGGCUAUAAAUCGACUUCGAUCUCUAGUCUACCCAAGUCUCACUUCCUCCUUUGAGCCGCAAAACCCUGACCGAUCUGAAGAAACACUAAUACCAGGUGAUGACCACAAACGUCGGCGGGUUGGUUUUAUCUCUUCCUGGUUUCGAAGCCAUUCGGUUGGUAAACUACUGCUUGGCGUCGUUCAAAAUCUGGAUCGAGCCAAAUUCCAUGUUAUCAUUUAUCGCUGCGUGCACUUCCUGCGUGAUGGUGACAAGAUUUCAGAAUUAUUCAAGCAUACAGCAGAUGAAUACGUCGAAUUACCUGAAACUCAAGACCCAGCAGUGCACAUUCUUCGACAAGCGCAAUUAGAUAUUGCGAUUUUUCCUGAAUUGGGCAUGGACGAGUGGACAGUUUUACUCUCUCACCAUCGCGUGGCUCCCAUUCAGUGCGUUUUCUGGGGACAUCCGAUCACCACGGGUAACCCAAAUAUCGACUAUUUCAUUUCUUCAGAGCAUUUUGUCUCUGAUAAUUUCGACGAGCCAACCGAGUCGACGCCGGUUAACGAACAGCUUAAGUUGUCAGGUUAUCGUCGGUCAUCGUUCUCGGAGCAGAUCGUGCUAUUCCGUGGUCUCAGCACGAUUUUCACUGAGCCCAACCCGCUAACGAUAGAGUCUAGAGAGAUCACUCGAUCUAGACUGUAUCUACCAACAAACCGGAGACUUUACGUGUGCCCGCAGACAUUGAUGAAACUUCAUCCAGCGUUUGAUGAAGCGUUGGCCAGGAUUUUGGAGCGUGACAACAAGGCCACCAUCGUCUUGUUGGCGUCCAAUACGCAAUUAGUCUGGAUGGAGAAGGUGCGGCGGAGAUUUCGACAGCGUUUUGGACGGAACCAUCGGCUAGUGCUGUUCUUACCGACGCUACCUUUUACCGAAUUUCAGGCGUUGUUAGCACAUGCUGACGUUGUACUCGACCCCUUUCCAUUCGGAGGCGGCGUCACGACACUGGAUGCGCUACAUUUGGGCAUCCCGGUGAUAACACUACCUGCUGCACAGAGCGUUGUCCACCUCGCUGCUGGAUUUUUGCGCUACAUGAACGCUUCUGAUUGUAUUGCAAAAUCGCUCGACGAAUAUGUUCAUCUAGCUGUGAGCGUUGCAAUGGACCACCAGGAUAUUCGGAAGCGGUUGCUGCUUCAUCGCAAUGAUAUUUAUCAAGAUGUAAGUACCAUCGACGAUUGGAACACGUUUCUAGACACUGUCUACCCUCUGCACUGAAGACUGAAAUAAUUUUCAGCUAGUAGAGUUACCAGGAC
This is a messenger RNA of Phytophthora nicotianae INRA-310, 2888 nucleotides long. RefSeq lists its product as hypothetical. The transcript is spliced from 6 exons. Lineage: Eukaryota; Oomycota; Peronosporomycetes; Peronosporales; Peronosporaceae. Bases 121 to 2850 code for a protein of 909 amino acids. The record is from RefSeq and is a predicted model, not a curated record.